UUCUGAUGCUGAGAGAAUGAUGAGGACAAUGUUCUGCAAAGACAUUUACUGGAUUCUACUCCAGUUAUGGCUUCAUUCAGUCUUUUCAGCUGCCUCUCUGCCAAAUGUGGCACCAAGUGGAACAGCAUCUCAGUCAUCCACAUAUGAUUCGGUUACUACAGCUUCAAAAGCGAAUGAUGGAAGAAGAGUUUCAACCUAUGCAGACUGUACCCAUACAGCAAUGCAAACUAACCCUUGGUGGAGGUUGCUCCUGCCGGGCAUCUACAGGAUCACAGCCGUCAAUGUCACCAACAGAGUGGAAGUUCCUGAGAGAAUCAAUAAUGCUGAGAUCCGCAUCGGGAACUCAGCAGAGAACAACGGCAACAACAACCCAAGGUGUGCUGUUAUUCCCUCCAUACCUGCUGGACAGACCUCCACCUUCCAGUGUGGAGGGAUGGAGGGUCGGUUUGUUAACGUGUACCUCCCUGGUAGCAGAAAGUAUUUGACUCUGUGUGAAGUGGAAGUAUAUGGAGAGCUGGUCUCACACAGUGGGGUGGUGCUGGGUAGGAACAUCAUGGUGGUGGGGAAGAGGCUGUGCUGGUCGGAUGCACUGUUCUUCUGCAGAGACUUCUUCUGGGACCUGCUGAGCCUCCGCAGUCAGGAGGAGCAGAUGGAGCUGGAGCAGGUGCUGAGUAACGUCUCCUUCCCCCUCACCAAACACCUGUGGCUGGGACUGCGCAGUAAUCACACAGUUUGCAUGUUGUUAAAAGAUGGGAUUCAGUCCAUCAUCUUGGUUUCUGAUGUCGAGAGAAUGAUGAGGACCAAGAUCUGCAGAGACAUUUACUGGAUUCUACUCCAGUUAUGGCUUCAUUCAGUCUUUUCAGCUGCCUCUCUGCCAAAUGUGGCACCAAGUGGAACAGCAUCUCAGUCAACCACUUUAAGUGACAGUGCCAGGGCUUGGAACGCAAUUGAUGGAAAAAGCGACCCAGUCUAUUACCACGGAUCCUGUACCCAUACAGCACAUGACCAAAGUGACCCAUGGUGGAGAUUGCUGCUGCCGGGCAUAUACAGGAUCACAGCUGUCAGUGUCACCAACAGAGACGAGUUAGCUGAGAGAAUCAAUAAUGCUGAGAUCCGCAUCGGGAACUCAGCAGAGAACAACGGCAACAACAACCCAAGGUGUGCUGUUAUUCCCUCCAUACCUGCUGCUCAGACCGCCACCUUCCAGUGUGGAGGGAUGGAGGGUCGGUUUGUUAACGUGUACCUCCCUGGUGCAGCUAAAGUUCUGACUCUGUGUGAGGUGGAAGUAUAUGGAGAGCUGGUCUCACCCUUACUCAGUGGGGUGGUGCUGGGUAGGAACAUCAUGGUGGUGGGGAAGAGGCUGUGCUGGUCGGAUGCACUGUUCUUCUGCAGAGACUUCUUCUGGGACCUGCUGAGCCUUCCGCAGUCAGGAGGAGCAGAUGAAGCUGGAGCAGGUGCUGAGUCGCUGAUGGGUGAGGAGUGGUUCUGGAUGUCUGGUGAUUCCAUGAACUACAACCGACUGGACACAUCAUCCGUCUGGCAGAACACCAGUCCCUGUGGUGGAGUGGACAGCAGCAGUCCCUCCCUGUGGACAGAUCUUCCAUGUGACGAGCACCUGUACUUCAUCUGUUUGACAGCUGCCUCUCUGCCAAAUGUGGCACCAAGUGGAACAGCAUCUCAGUCAACCACUUUAAGUGACAGUGCCAGGGCUUGGAAGGCAAUUGAUGGAAACAGCGACCCAGUCUAUUACCAUGGAUCCUGUACCCAUACAGCACAUGACCAAAGUGACCCAUGGUGGAGAUUGCUGCUGCCGGGCAUAUACAGGAUCACAGCUGUCAGUGUCACCAACAGAGACGAGUUAGCUGAGAGAAUCAAUAAUGCUGAGAUCCGCAUCGGGAACUCAGCAGAAAACAACGGCAACAACAACCCAAGGUGUGCUGUUAUUCCCUCCAUACCUGCUGCUCAGACCGCCACCUUCCAGUGUGGAGGGAUGGAGGGUCGGUUUGUUAACGUGUACCUCCCUGGUGCAGCUAAAGUUCUGACUCUGUGUGAGGUGGAAGUAUAUGGAGAGCUGGUCUCACCCUUACUCAGUGGGGUGGUGCUGGGUAGGAACAUCAUGGUGGUGGGGAAGAGGCUGUGCUGGUCGGAUGCACUGUUCUUCUGCAGAGACUUCUUCUGGGACCUGCUGAGCCUUCGCAGUCAGGAGGAGCAGAUGGAGCUGGAGCAGGUGCUGAGUAACGUCUCCUUCCCCCUCACCAAACACCUGUGGCUGGGACUGCGCAGGUACUGUCAGAGAACAAGGUCCCUGAUGGGUGAGGAGUGGUUCUGGAUGUCUGGUGAUUCCAUGAACUACAACCGACUGAACACAUCAUCCGUCUGGCAGAACACCAGUCCCUGUGGUGGAGUGGACAGCAGCAGUCCCUCCCUGUGGACAGAUCUUCCAUGUGACGAGCACCUGUACUUCAUCUGUUUGACAGAUCCUCAGACAGAUGUGAACAGAGUGUACUUCUCCAGUACCAGAAAGGUUCCGUGAAGACGAGCUAAAGUCUCCCAGAGUUUAUUUAGCUUCAGCAGCCAAUGUGUGUGUCUGAUCUUAGAUCAUUUGCUGUGGAAUUAUUGGCAACUUUAGGCUGUAACAACAUAUAGAAAACAUAUAUCACUACUUUCCACUGUUUAACUAGGAUUCAUUUAACCAAAGGAAAUGUGUGGGACUGAAGAUUAUGUUUUUCUGUGAGACGUAGUGUCAGAUAUAACAAUGUUAAGAGGGAUUUGCUUAUUCAGCUGUAAAUAACUAAUUCUAACUGGUCCUUAACAUGUUCCUUCAAAGUGUCCUGAACUGUAUUUCCUCUAAAGUGGAAACAUUCUUUUAGUUAAAAUACACAACACUGAAAACACUAAGGGAAAUGGUAGAUGGUUGUGGGAAUAAGAAACAUAAGAAUUUAAACACAGUUGUGUAUAAAUGAUAAGAUGAAGCUGAAACAGUUCUAAAUUUGGACUUUUAUUAGUCCUUGCACGUCCAUAGUGACAUUUUUUCUGUUUCUUUUUUUUUUUUUAAGAUAAUUUUUCCUGUGUUAAUGCAUUUGGUAACAUUUUGCCAAGGGUGUGUAUUCUGUUUUAUAAUUUUAGGAUUCAGACCUCAUCUGCAAUAACGUCUAUAACGUCUAUAAUACACUGUGUAAAUUAAAUACUUACACUUAAGGACAAAAAUGUCCCCCAGUGAAAUCCCUUUAAUCUGCAAUUUCCAGUCCUGUCCUGUCUUGAAAUUUGUAGUUUUUAUUAUUUUCCAUGAGAUGGCGCCAUUUUUUCAUAUUCAGUCUGUGUCUCACUUUCUGUUGUAUUAUAGAGCAACUGUUGGCCAAUGGAAUAAAUGUAAAUGUGUGUUGGUAUGGAUAUCAAUGUGUGUGUUUAUGUGUGCAGUUGCAGAGAUAGAAAUCAUAUUGAACUGCAGAUCACAAAUUUCCCAUAGAAUUUAGUAUAUGGAUAAUUUUUUUUUUUUAUGUCAUUAUGUAAACAAAGUGGGAUUUUAAAUCCUGUAAAUUAAUGAAUAUUUGGUUGUUAUGAUCAGGACUUAUGUGGGACUUACUAACUCAGUGAAAGUGGAAAUUAAUACUAAUAUUUUUGGUUUUUCA
Lates calcarifer (barramundi perch) is the source of this 3629-nucleotide messenger RNA. RefSeq lists its product as uncharacterized. The record is from RefSeq and is a predicted model, not a curated record. NCBI's taxonomy places the organism in Eukaryota, Metazoa, Chordata, Actinopteri, Centropomidae.